CAGCAGCAGCAGCAGCAGCAGCAACAACAACUACAGCAGCCCCGGUCUUCCGUAAUGGCGGCCCCCGCGUCCUACAACCCCCUCGCCUCGCCUGAGGAGUUACCGAGUAACUUCAACAACCAGCCCCCUGCGAGAUCUGCUUCUUCCUGGACCCUGGGACCCACAGAGAGUGUAGCUGCUGCCCCCAGCGCUCUCGACAUGCAGGGUGGUGUGAUUUCACCCAAACCAACUAGUGAUGGCUCUCGUGGAUAA
Messenger RNA from Dibothriocephalus latus, 252 nucleotides. The record is from the annotation of a GenBank genome assembly. Lineage: Eukaryota; Metazoa; Platyhelminthes; Cestoda; Diphyllobothriidea; Diphyllobothriidae.